CGUCAUCACUCGUCGACGAGCGUUUCGUAUUGUAAACAUUUCAAAAGGAGGCAUCUGAGAUUAUCGAAGAAACUCAUGGAGAAUCUAGUGAAGAUUCAUGGAGCGGGCGGCUACGACUCAGACUUCAGUGAUGAUGAUGGAGAGGGAGACUCCUCGGAGAAAGCGAGAGAGAGGAAACGGGAGGCAGAAAUCUUACAAAAGCCCUUUGAAAAAGGUCGACACUCCAAGGUGGCUCACCGAACUUUACACUUGUGUGAAGUGGACAGAGAGGAAGCCAGAAACAGAAGGGCCCAUCUCAUAUCAAUGAAUGCUUUUGAGCGGCACAGGAAGUUUGUCGGUGACUACAUUUUGUAUUAUGGCGGACAGAUGGCUGACUUCCGACGUUCCACAACUAAAGACAAAACUGAUCUUGACGUGCUGCGUGAAAAUCACCGCUUCCUCUGGAGGGAAGAGGAUGAGGACGACAUGACAUGGGAAAAAGAAAUUGCCAAGAAGUAUUAUGACAAAUUGUUUAAGGAGUACUGCAUCGCUGAUCUCAGCAGGUACAAGGAAAACAAGUUUGGAUUCCGCUGGCGGACUGAGAAGGAAGUUGUUUCAGGAAAAGGUCAGUUCCAGUGUGGGAACAAAUUAUGCGGAGCAGAGGAAGGCCUGAAAAGCUGGGAGGUGAAUUUUGCCUACGUGGAACAAGGGGAGAAGAGGAACGCUUUGGUCAAACUCAGACUGUGUCCUGAAUGCUCUUUCAAACUCAACUACCAUCACAAGAGAAAGGAGGUAAAAGUACAGAGGAAAAGAAAAAUGUCUGAGGAAAACGAAGAGCCAGAAAAGAAGAAAAAGAAAAGGAAGAAAUCCUCCUCUCAUUCUAAGAAACACAAACAGAAGAAGCACAAAGAUUGCUCCACCUCUUCAAGUAGUUCAGAGUCAGAGCAGCACAACUCGGAAGAAGGUGAGAGUGAAGCAGGAAAUGAACCGGGCAGCCAUUCAGAAGCUGACCACUGGCGAGGACCCGCUCCUGCUGUGGAGGAAAAAUCAAGGGAGGAAGAGUUUGAUGAGUACUUUGAAGACAUGUUUCUUUGAAUCUGCUGGUAUCAGCUGCAGCCCUGCUGUGACUACACUUCCUUUUGUAUCCCACUGAUAUUAAGUAUGUUCUAUUUGGGUCUUGUGUGCAUGAAAUAAACAUCAUGUUUAC
Messenger RNA from Cyprinodon variegatus (sheepshead minnow), 1186 nucleotides. It is a transcript of the gene fra10ac1, whose product is annotated as protein FRA10AC1. The coding region runs from base 76 to 1074 and encodes 332 amino acids. Lineage: Eukaryota; Metazoa; Chordata; Actinopteri; Cyprinodontiformes; Cyprinodontidae. The transcript is spliced from 14 exons. Gene Ontology annotation, molecular function: phosphatase activity. The record is from RefSeq and is a predicted model, not a curated record. Gene Ontology annotation, biological process: dephosphorylation.